Molecule: messenger RNA, 4722 nt
Organism: Homarus americanus (American lobster)
Lineage: Eukaryota; Metazoa; Arthropoda; Malacostraca; Decapoda; Nephropidae
Exons: 12
Coding region: 1-4614 (1537 amino acids)
Molecular function (GO): ubiquitin protein ligase binding
Source: RefSeq, a predicted model, not a curated record
AUGAGUCUACUGGUUCAGGUUCACGAGUCUGAAUCUCCGGCCACCAACACUUCCGUGCAUACUGAUAAUGUUCAUGUCUUCUCCCCUCCACAGGAAAGAUGUGAUCCAGAGGAAUAUGAUUUCGAAGAUGUUUUAGACACCUACUCCCUGCCAGUGGACUCAACUCCGUCAGUAUUGAGCACCAACAUCAGCACUGAGAUCUACCGACGUCCCGUGUAUAGGUCCCCGCCUGCCGUCCGCAGAGCCCGACGACCCGACCACCCGACCCGACCACCCGACACCUCGGCGGUACCGGCGCCCGCAGCAGCACCGAGCCUUCAUCAUGAACGCCAGACCACCUGCACUUGUACCUGUCGCCUCCACAGCAGCACGGGGUGCAAGAGCCGUAGCAGGUCACGGGAGCGGCGGCUACUGGGCAUGGGCGACUUGGAGAGCGUACUUGUGGGUGGAGUAAGUGGUGCAGGGGGGCGUGGUGUGGGUGUGGCCAGUGUGAGUGGGCGGAAGGUGGGCGUGAGUGGAGGAAAUGGCAACAACAGUGGGAGAAACGUGGGUGGGAGUGCCAACAACAGCAGUGGUGGGUUGGGUCUCCCGACAGCGGGUAAGUCGGGUGCUAGUGGUGGGCGGGGCAAGACAGUGGGUGGUGCUAGUGGCAGAGAUAUCGGGCGAGGCAGUGCCUCUAAAGGAACUAAUGGCGGUGGCGGGAGGCGGAGUGUACACCAAAAGCCAGGAUUCUUAAAAACUGUGUCGAUCAUAGAGACGUUGAGUGAACUGGCCCAUGGACCGGAAGUGCAGCGGCUAGCUCAGGAACCCCGGCCGCAGCGCCCCUCCCGUCCUCACUCUGGUUCACGCGCCUCCUCUUCUCGCCAACCAACCCUUACCACCUCCGCGGGCGGGGGAAGUGCCGGAGACCAUGGUGACGACACCCCUACACGCCCACCUGGUCCACCUGUCCUGUCAGCAGACUUCCAGCAGUACAGUGAAAAGAUCUACGACGCCGUCACCUCCCAGGGGCCAGAACCUAGCCUCAGGGGGAACCAUGGGGGGCAGGGGCGCGUCCAUAGCAUCGCGCACCCUCGCAGAAGGGAGCGAACACAACCCAGGGGCGAGACUGCCCUGGGGGAGUCUCAGGGAGCCCCUGGGAUAAGUAAGGAGAGCAGGAGGGAGGAAGAAGAAAUCAGCAGGAAGCCUCGACCCGAACACCGCGGCAGAGAACGAGGCAGAACACCAGACUGGAUUAAAAGAAUAUUCGAUAUCGCUAAAAAGGGUGACCUGCCAUCUCUGAAGCGCAGUGUGGUCGAUAUGGAAGGCACACUGAUCCGUAACCUCAGCGACCACAGCGGCAACAACCUGCUGCACGUGAUGGCUGUGUUCGGCCACCUGGCUCCCCUCGCCUGGCUCCUCACCUCCCAGCAGGUGUUGGUCGACGCCCUCCACGACGAGAACAAGUUUGGACUCACGCCCCUCGUGUGUGCCAUCAAGUAUGGGCGGCUGCGGCUGGUACAGUGGAUGGUGGAGAAUACAGGAGUGAGGGACAAGGUGCGGUGUAAGGACGGUGAGAGGUCCUUACUACACGUCGGUGCCAAGUACGCCCAGGAGGAGGUGGUGGGGUGGUUGGUGGAGUACAUGAUGGCGCACGAGGUCCCGCUAGACAACAAGGAUCACAAUGGCAACACGGCGCUCCACUUGGCGGCUCGGACUGGUAACUCCCGCGUGUGUUCCAUCCUACUACAACACGGUGCUGAUGUGACGCUCAAGAAUGACAUGGGACAGAAGGCGUGGGAGGUGUGUGUGGUGCGGGGUCACCUGGCGUGUGCCGAGUACCUGUGUGUGCAUGAGUCUGGCCUCGCCCUCGCCACCGACCUCACGCGGAGAGAAGCAGAGCUGGAGGCCGCGAUGGCAGACAACCAUGAUCUCAGAGUCAACUUCAAAGAGGUGUUGAGUGUGGCGCGGCGGCUGGUGAAGGAGAGGGAGGAGGUGGUGCGUGAGUUGUCCCGCCUCCACGACCACAUGGUGGAGGCUCACGACAACAACAUCAUGGCGCUACAAGUCUUGGCUGAAGAAAACAACUCUCUCAGGGACCGCGUCAAUGGCGUCAGGCAGUCCACGCAUGCGCGGGAACAAGUGGAGUCAGUUAUAGAGUACGUGAACGGGUUACACGAGCGGUGGCAGGGAGCACAGAAGACCUGGUUCGGGUCCUCGCUGGUGGACAUGGAGCACAGGAUGUUACUGGUGGAGGAGGCGUGGAAGAAGCUCAGACACCGGAGUCACCGCACCGUCGCCACCGCCCAUCACCCGCUCGAUGUGUUCAGGGCGAAGCUUUGCUCUAUACGGGCCCAGGGAGGAGACUGCCGCCUGGGUGACCUUCCCUCACUCUGCUCCUCUGAGGAGUCUCUCGUCUCACUUUUCCCAUUUAGUGAGGAGGAAGACGUGUAUGAAGGAGUUGAGGACUACGCCGCCACUACUUCACCAGCUCACUCCACGCCCACACGGGCCACUACUCUCACGUCUACACCAAUGCGUACACCUGCCAGUGGUGGUGUUGACGUGCGCUCUGAGACACUCCCGGCCAGACUGGAGGCUUUAUCACCCCGUGUUGGUCGUAGUGAUCAUAUACAAGAGCCAGACUACCUGAGCCGGAGUGAGGCCAACCUAGCGGAUGAACCUCCCGACCCAAUUAUAGACCACAAACAGUCGCCAAUAUCCUCUAGGUCAAGAAAUCCAGCCUCCAAGGUGAAGGACAGUCCUGGGCGACCAUACUGGGCUGAUGCCAGUCUGAGCCCUGGUUUAGGUUUAAUUAGUGAACAGUUAGCUGGAAACUCACCGAGUGGAGAGAGGUUAGGUAAGGAAGAAGUCAGUGCCAGACUGCGGGAGUUAGCACUAACGUCAGAGAGUGGCUCUUGUUCUGUGCUGGAGGUGAUCGAACCUUCUAGUGAUGAGAGUGACGCGGCACCUGAAGAUGAUCCUGGAUCGCUGGACCCCCAGAUAGGGCCCCGGGGAGCGGCGCCCCCGCGGGCCAGUGAGGAGAGCAGUAGCGGAGAGGCUAAGGCACUCCGUCUGCCCCAUGAUCGGCGCCAAAAACGUGGGCCUCGAGCCCGCCAUGAUGAAGGCGAGAGCUCUGUGCGAGGAGGUGAGGCAACCACUACGUCUAGCGAGAGUGGUGCUGACUCUACCUGUGUGAAGCAAGUCGACCUCCUGCAUGGCACUGACCACCCACACCAUCUUCGACUGCAUCACACAGACAAUACUGACCAUAAGCACUUUUUAGUGAAUGAGACAUCCCCGGGCGCCGCUGCCGCGGAUGUCUCUGAUAUUUGUGGACAGCGGCACCUGGGGGAUGGGGAGGGCAUGGAGAGCACCCUCAAGGACACGUCUGUAGGAGUGACAUCUGUGUACAAACGUAAAGGAUUCCUCCAUAAGUUUUCCAUUAAACCACGGUGGCCUUCUAAACGCAAAGUGAAAACAGUGCGAAAAGUUCCUGAACUUAGUGCACGAGACUUCCAGGAGACGUACGGCAAUGUGAGGGAGUCCACCUUGUCUCUGGGUGACACUGAUGCCCACACCACCACCGAGUCCAACACUUCGUCUAGUCAAGAGUACAGUAACUCCUCUGAGGAGUCAUCUAUAGGCAAGCCCACCACCUCCACCACUACUACUUCUUCCUCCACAGUCACUGCUCGACCCUCUGACCUACCUGAAGCAGAAGCAGCUCGGCACAGGACCCGCAGUGGUGCAUCCUCGUCGGACAAGCAUAUUGAACAUGGCAACAGCAGUAUUACCAGUAAUCCUGGUAUGAGUGGAUCUUGUCCAUCCAGCCCUCCGCCACUACCUGCUCGCCGGAAGCUGCUGCCAGAGGAUAGUUCACCUGCUACACCACCUUCAUCAGCACCGCCCAUCCCUCCUGAACCUGAGUUCGAAUCUAUGGAGGAAAACCUACCACCUGUGCCCGAGGAGGCGGUGUUAAAACCUGGGAGUGAGGCCCGUAGUGUGGCUGCCUCUGAGGACUCAGGUAUUGUGGCGCGGCCCGCCUCCAGCGCCUCCAAGUCAGAUUCUGUAUCUCGCCCAGAAUCCUCCUCCUCCUCUUUUCCUCCUUUCAAGAGUGACUAUCCCCUCCAGAAGGGGUUUUCUCUAACUCAGGACCUCCUGCCUACCCCAGACUCUAGUACUGCUGGUCGCAUGUCCCCCGCACCUAGUGAGAUAAGCAAGACCGAGUCAGCACUCUCCCCUCCUUCCCAUGCCUCAGAUGUCAGUAAGAGUGAGUCAGCACGACAACUUAGUGUUGGGAAAGGUAGUGUGGGAGGCAGCACAAGUGUCAGCAGUAAGGAGGGGUCAGCAUCCUCCUCGUCAGAUUACUCGCUGACAUUAUUGCCUCUCAAGAAGCAACUGAACGUCAAGACGGCUGCCAUCAUUGACAUAUCUUGUGAGCAGAAGACUAAGAAGCCAGACCAGCCCAGCAUCAGUUCCUCCACUCGGGGAGACUCAGGGAGUUCAAAGAAGGAAGAGAAGCCAUGGUAUGAACUGUCAGAUGAGGAGUCGGACAUCUUACUGCCUGACCGUCUUACUAGCAAGGUCAUACCCCGGCACUCAUCAUCUGAGGACGAAACAGAAGUGUGCUGAACCAUAACAAGAACUAGUAGACAGACACACACUGUUGGUGAAAGGUUGUGAUGUGAUGACAUAUUGCCACGGAUUUAUGAUAUUAUGGCGUUAGAUAUUCUUAUUACU